CUCUGGCAACUCCACCCCGGUCAAAACAAGACACCCUCAUUUCUCUAUCUACGACCGUCUCUUUCUCUCUCUACAACCAUUCCUUUCUCUCUCUAGGCAUCCACUACAGCAACAUAGCGCACAAGGAGUUUGAUGUGAUUUGAAGUUCUAGUCAGCUUAAACAUGAAGGUUAUAUUGUCUUGUGUUACUGCCUGUUUUACAAAAAAGGCAGCUUCUCCAAUUAAGCACACAGUAGACAUUGAGGAAGAGGUUUCAAGCGUUGAGAAUGUUAUACGUUACAGUUACAAAGAGUUGCGAAUUGCCACCAAUGACUUUAGUAUAUCUAAUAAAAUUGGGGAAGGAGGUUUUGGUUCUGUCUACAAGGUGCUUUCUGCCGAGUCAAAGCAGGGUUUGCGGGAGUUCUUGACAGAGAUAAUGGUGAUUUCAGAUGUAGAGCAUGAGAACCUGGUUAAGCUGUAUGGUUGUUGUGCCGAAGAAAACCAUAGAAUGUUGGUGUAUGGCUAUCUUGAAAAUAACAGCCUUGCUCAAACUCUUCUUGGGGAUGGGCACAGUAGCAUUCAAUUUAGUUGGAAAACACGGACUAGAAUUUGCAUUGGAGUUGCACGGGGACUUGCAUAUCUUCACGAGGAAGUCCGGCCUCAUAUUGUUCACAGAGACAUCAAGGCAAGCAAUGUUCUCCUGGACAAAGACCUCACUCCCAAGAUUUCAGAUUUUGGUCUCGCAAAACUUUUCCCUGCUAACCUGACUCAUAUUAGCACACGUGUCGCUGGAACAGUAGGCUAUUUAGCCCCUGAGUAUGCCAUACGAGGCCAGUUAACGAGGAAAGCAGAUGUUUAUAGUUUUGGUAUUCUACUCUUGGAAAUUGUUAGUGGACGUUGCAACACAAACAAGCAGUUAGCAGUUGACAAACAAUAUCUUCUUGAAAGGGUAUGGGAACUGUACGAGAGAGGGAAGCUGGUGGAAUUGGUGGACUCAUCAUUGGAAGGGGAAUAUGAUGUUGAUGAGGCUUGCAGAUUCUUGAAGAUUGGUCUUCUUUGCACCCAAAACAUGCCAAAGAUCCGGCCAUCAAUGUCUAAUGUGGUGAAGUUGCUAACGGGUGAGAUGGAAGUGGAUGACAAUGCAAUAUCAGAGCCAGGCCUAAUUUUUGAGCUAAUGGGUCUGAGAAGCGAAAAGCAUAAUACAUCAAAUACAUUAUCUUCCGGCUUGGAGAACCUGAAUAAUUCCUCAUCUUCAGGGAACACAAACACAUCAUAUGCCACAAUGACCUUCACGUCAAUAUAUGACCGAAGUACUUAAGCUGUGAGAUUGUCAAAGAUAGUUUGGUUGCGUGAAUCUAUCCUCUGGAAUGGGGAGCAGCCAAGCCCAAAAGACGGAUUGCAGUGUAUCAGUGCAACCGACUCUAUAGGAUCAAUUCAAGGAUUUCAUGAGAUGAGUUUCUUUCAUUUUUUCCCCCUUAUCAUUCGUGAUUGUGCUUCCAUUUUCUGCAUGGCUGCCCUCGACGUGGUCAAGUUGAACAGAAAAAUCAUGUACAAAGUCGAAAGGAGCAAGUCAAUCCCCAGGGACCAUACAAGUAUUCUUUCGAUGUACAUAGCUUUUGUGUAUAAGGUGUAAUUCUGUAGGAAUUACUGGUAGAUCUGACUUGCUAAAGGCCAAAUGAAUCGGAAACAAGCUGCUUUGUGUUGUCAAGCAUAACUUUUUGGGAUGUUGAAUUUGCUGUAAGAUUCUAUUGGAUAGAAAAGAGCUUCACAAUAUUCAAUAAAAG
This is a messenger RNA of Ilex paraguariensis (yerba mate), 1762 nucleotides long. Lineage: Eukaryota; Viridiplantae; Streptophyta; Magnoliopsida; Aquifoliales; Aquifoliaceae. The record is from the annotation of a GenBank genome assembly.